GGAGCUGCUGAGUGUGCAUACCUGUUGAGAGCACAGACACACGCCCUGCUCUGGGGCCCUGCUCCCAUGGAGAUGCCCCUGGCCCAGAUAUGCCCCCCAGGUCCCUGGCCAGAGGCCUUGGAGUCACUCUAAGCCUGGGAGGAAGGGGAUAGAGGCAGCUCCUUUCUGAGGAACCCAGCAGCCUUCUUUGUGCCAACAGGGAGUUAUGAAGCGCCUGCCCCAACCUUCAGCACUUUCCAGACCAUGGACUUGACCCGCAAGAGAUGCCCGAGCUCGGGCUUGCUCCAGGAGCCCCGACCGCAGGCCUUGAAGGCCGAGGAGCCCCCGCCCAGCUCGGGGACGCUGGCUGUCCACGCUGCGGCAUCUUCCUGGACCCCAGAGACUGCUUCUGUCCCAGGGAAUACUGAGAAGGCUGAAGAGGUGCCCGGGGAAGAUGGCCUGUCCCUGCAGGCGGAGAUCCUUGCUUGGUUCCAGAAGACCCAGGCUCACUGGCUCCUGCAGCAAGGGACAGCACCAGCCUGGUUCCAUGGCUUCAUCACCCGGAGGGAGGCCGAGAGGUUGCUGGGGCCCCAGCCUCAGGGAUGCUACUUGGUGCGGUUCAGCGAGAGCGCCGUGACCUUCGUGCUGACCUACAGGAGCCGGACUUGCUGCCGCCACUUCCUGCUGGCCCAGCUCAGGGACGGGCGCCACGUGGUGCUGGGCGAGGACAGCGCCCACGCGCAGCUUCAGGACCUGCUGCGGCACUACACCGAGUGUCCGCUCAGCCCCUACGGGGAGACACUCACCCGGCCGCUCGCCCGCCAGGGCCUACUGACUUUGCCCAGGCUACCCUUCAACUGGUCAUCCUCCUGCCUCAGCCUCCUGAGCUGCUGGGAUUACAGACUCCUGAGCCCGCAGGGCUGUCCCUCAGGACUGAAGAGUCAGACUCUGGAAGCCACAGUCAGAACCCAAGCCCCCAGCACAACCCAGACAUGCAACAGGGGCAGGCUCCAGCCCUACCGCACAAAGAGGGGGCCUGGGAGCCCAAGGAGCCUCGUCUUCCCUCCUAGCCCACUCAGCCGCCCAGGACCAAGCCUCCCGUCCCCGCCAAACCUCAACUGCCCCCGGAACUCUACACGAGCCCCGCCCCGCGACCCCGCCCAGUCCCACCCCCCAAACCCACCCACCCCAUCUACCAAGAGCCCGAGGAACCCAUCGCCUUCUACGCCAUGGGCCGGGGCAGCCCUGGGGAGGCCCCCAGCAACAUCUAUGCCGAGGUGGAAGGUCUGUCAGCGACGGCGUCCGCUGGGCACCGCGUCCUCCGCAAGUGCCUAUCCAGGCCUGUCCCAGGAGGCCAGAAUCCAGGUGGUCCACAGAGGUACUCUGAGAAUUCUGGGGCUGGACAAGGCCCUCCCCUGCCUCAGCAGCCUCCACUCCCCUGGAGGCACACCCUUCCCCACAACCUCUCUAGACAGGUGCUUCAGGACUGAGGACAGGCAUGGCUCCCCGUUGGGCCUCCUCUAUAAGUGCACUUCACAUUCUGCUCAGCAGGCAGCUGGGGUGAAGACCUGGCUGGGUCCUUGCCCAGGAGCCAGCAACACGGAAACACCCUCUACAGGACAACGUUGCUGUCCCCACCAUGUGCAAGGCUGAUCCUUAGACCUCAGCUUCCCAGUCAACGCAGCACUGCUUGCUCGGCUCUGCCCUGGUCCCCCCAACAGCUUCCAGGACCACAUGGACCCACUCCUGACCAAGACCCUCAGUCCUUCCUCCUCCAGCCCUGUGGCUGAUGCUGCCAAGACAGUUUAUCCAAGAUCAGUCCUAUUGCUCCUUAUCUCUCCCUCACCCGUCUCCUCUUUCCCACUAUCAGAACCUCCAGAAGGCCUGCGAUGGAGUCUGUUCACCUUCUACACUGCUAGCAUUUGUUUGUGACCAGAAAAUUACAACCACUAAAUAAAAUGCCAUCUUUGGUAGGACAAAAAAGCGGCUUUGAAAAUAUAUACGUAAGACUUCUUGAGAAAUGAAGGUGAGGAGGAAUGUAGCUCAGCAGCAGAGCGCUGGCCUAGCAUAUGUGAGACCACGAUUUCAAUCCCUAGGACCACCAAAAACUCAGAGUGGAAGGCAAGAAGCCCCUUAAGAGUGAACUGGUCUGAUUCUGCCCAUCCCCAAAAGACACUGGGACUUUCUCUUCCCAUGUCCCUCCAUCCCAGCCCAAAGAACAUUUCCUGCCACAUCUUGGAGCAGCCCCUAAAAUAAGUUAAACUUUUGGGGGGCUGGGGUAUGGCUCAGCGGUAAAGCACUUGCCUCCCAUGUGUUAAGGCACUGGGUUCGACCCUCAACACCACAUAAAAGUAGAUCAACAAAGAUGCUGCUUCCAUGUACAACUAAAAAUACUAAAUAAAAUAAAAGAAGUUAGACUUCUGAAUCCCAGGAGCA
Marmota flaviventris (yellow-bellied marmot) is the source of this 2415-nucleotide messenger RNA. The record is from RefSeq and is a predicted model, not a curated record. NCBI's taxonomy places the organism in Eukaryota, Metazoa, Chordata, Mammalia, Rodentia, Sciuridae.